Oldenlandia corymbosa var. corymbosa is the source of this 960-nucleotide messenger RNA. Lineage: Eukaryota; Viridiplantae; Streptophyta; Magnoliopsida; Gentianales; Rubiaceae. The record is from the annotation of a GenBank genome assembly.
AUGAUAUCAGCAAUCCCCUCCAGAAAUCUUGAUGAAGAUAGGAUUCAGGCCUGGGCAUGGCUAAAUUCUAGAAAGCUCUCAGUAAAAUCUGUCAGCCAAUUUGCGAAUUCUUUUGGAACAGAGGGAUCCAGGGGGAAUGCAAGUCUGAUCUCGAGGAGAAUCCGGCGCAUGAAUACCCUGCCGUUAGGUAUCCGACACUUAGUCCUCUGUUCUUUUGCGUCACAGAUAUGGAGUACUGCAGGAACUCGGGAGCGAAUUCUGUUGUUGGCUCAGGAAUCCUUUGAACGGUGUUGCCAAAGCAUAGUAAUGGAGCUGGAAGAUACGCUAGCAGAAUAUGCUGCGGAAUAUGUGUUGAUUCUCCUUGGCGUGUUGUGGCAUCAAAUUAUUAUAAGGCUCUUCUUCAACAGCCACAGGACUUGUGAUCCUGAUAAUGUUAUGACCAAAACCAUGCGGAUACUAGCUGUACCUGAUAAUGGAAGAAUUCCAUUAGGCCGUAUUUCUGUACACUUUGAUGCUGCAAUCUCCACCGGGAGGGGAUGCUGUGGAGUAGGAAUCUAUGUUGCAGCUGCAGACGGAAGGUUCAUGUGGGGUUUUGCUAAAAGGAUUUCGGGCAUCACUGAUCCAGAAGUGGCGGAGGCAAUGGCACUUCAAGAAGCUCUCGCGUUUGCAGAGAGAAAGAACGUUUCUGAUGGUCAAUUUUUGGGUGACUCAGCGAGUGUAAUUUUGGGCAUUAAACAAGAAACGGAGUCCACUGCGACGAGUCUUCCAUGUAUUGCGGAAAUUCGCAGUAGGUUAGCCAGUAACUAUACAAAUGGAAAUUUGAGUUGGGUUAAACCAGUUGAGAACAAGCUAGCUCAUGAACUAGCUCAAUUUGCGAAAUUGAUGUCUGAAGAUGAGGUUUCGUGGUCUUCGCCUCCAACUUGGUUGUCAACUAUUUCUGGAAAUCACCAGCACAAUUGA